Lachancea nothofagi CBS 11611 is the source of this 2421-nucleotide messenger RNA. The record is from the annotation of a GenBank genome assembly. NCBI's taxonomy places the organism in Eukaryota, Fungi, Ascomycota, Saccharomycetes, Saccharomycetales, Saccharomycetaceae.
AUGCAAUACGUUGGCAGAGCCAUAGGUUCUGUUUCAAAGACAUGGUCUUCAAUUAAUCCAGCGACCUUGUCUGGAGCCAUCGAUGUGGUCGUCGUUGAGCAUCCAGAUGGACGGCUUGCAUGUUCACCAUUUCACGUAAGGUUUGGUAAGUUUCAAAUACUCAAGCCAUCACAAAAAAGUGUUCUGGUUUCAGUGAACGGUCAGUCGACCAACAUUCCUAUGAAGUUAGGUGAUUCUGGAGAAGCGUACUUUGUUUUUGAGACUGAAGCAGACCUGGGAACAAUUCCAGACGAACUUUUGUCAUCUCCCGUUGUCAGCGCUGCCAGCAGUCCUUCGACGUCACCAAAUUAUGGUCAAAGUAGUGCUUCAAAUCUUGAAGAGCCAGACUUUUUGGAUAUUAGCAAACCGGGGCAGGCCGAGGUGUCAUCGCCAUCGACUCCGCCGCCAAGACGUCCCUCAAUAUUCGAGCAAAGAGCCAAAAAGCUCAACCAAAAACUACACGAAAAACAAAUCCCUAGUAAGUUCGACAAUAAUGGCGACUUGUUGCUGGACAUAGAGGGUUACAAGCCAAGUAAAGAUAAGGUUCAUGAUACAGAUGCCAUGCUCAAGCAACUACUUAAAGAUGAACUGGGAACAGAAUUCGACAUUUCUUCAUUUGUCAAGGAAGACAAGAACGGGAACAUGCGUAUUACUAGUCCAUGCGACGAGGGAUACUUGCAGUCACCACCGGGUUCCCCAAGCCCACUUUUAGCUGAAGACAUGGACACUCCAAAUACGGGCAUUUCGGAAUCUUCAACCCAAACAGAUAUUACAACAACAACAGAAUUCACUUCUUUGAGUUCUGCUCACGCAUCAAAGACUGCUGCAGCCUCUAAAAAUUUUAUCAAAACUAUCCGGCUGACCUCGGAACAGCUGCGUUGCUUAGAUCUCAAAUACGGUGAGAAUGAUCUAUCCUUCUCUGUCGACAAUAGUAGAGCUACUGUCACUGCCAAGCUCUUUUUGUGGCGGUGGGACGUGCCACUUGUGAUUUCGGAUAUAGAUGGAACCAUAACCAAGUCGGAUGCGUUGGGCCAUGUUUUCACCAUGAUUGGAAGAGAUUGGACUCACUUGGGGGUAGCGGAGCUUUUCACUGAGAUCAAAAGGAACGGAUACAAUGUAGUAUACUUGACAGCUAGAAGUGCCGGUCAGGCUGAUUCUACAAGAAGCUAUCUCAAGAGCAUUGUUCAAGAUGGUUGUAAGCUACCGAGAGGUCCGGUUAUCCUUUCACCAGAUAGAACAAUGGCCGCAUUGAGGAGAGAGGUUAUUUUAAAGAAGCCAGAAGUUUUCAAGAUUGCAUGCUUAAACGACAUAAGGAGGUUGUACUUCGGCCAAUGCGAGCUUAGCAAGUUAGAAGACGACACAAAAAAAGACGAUUGCCCCACACCGUUCGUGGCAGGUUUCGGUAACCGAAUCACGGAUGCGCUCGCCUACCGUACUGUUGGAAUUCCAAGCUCGCGAAUCUUCACUAUCAAUCCUGAAGGAGAAGUUCAUAUGGAAUUGUUAGAACUGGCUGGAUACCGAAGCUCUUACAUUCACAUCAACGAGUUAGUGGACCAUUUUUUUCCACCAGUAGGAAUCAAUUAUGCCAACUGUGGAGAUGACUGCAGGAGUUUAUCCCCUACUCCAGGCUCCCCCACAGGAACAGUAAUGGAUGAGAGGUCGUUCCGCAGGCCGCACGACGUGAACUUCACGGAUGUUAACUUUUGGCGGGAUCCUGUUCCCGACCUAGACGAACUUUCUGAUAUAGAGAGUCUUACUCCCGACCAACAUAAAGAGGCUGACAAAUUCAAAAGCGCUAUGGAGAACAAUUCAGAUGCCAAGAGCUCCAAGAGUACGAGUUUUGAUACAGAGGCUCCUUCGACACCUAAAAACUCAUCAAAAUCCUUUAGGCAAUCGAGCCACUCCAAGGAUGUUGGUCAACAGAUGUAUCUAGAACUCGGUUCACCACUGGCAUCUCCCAAACUUAACUAUAUGGACACCGGUCACGGCGUUGAGCAGCAUUUGAAGCCGCUAAGUAUAUCGCGCCCCAGCGAACCUAGCAUUCAAAUUUCGACAUUCAAUGUUCUUAACGAUGGUCAUUCCAAGAGCAACAAAUUCACCAAAGAGCCGCAGUUACCUACAACGCCGUCAACAGGACACGUUGAGACCAGCGAUGACGAAUUUGAUGAGGACGAGUUCGAUGAAGAUGAUGAUAACGAUCAGGAGUUUGUGCAGGAUCAGGUUGAUGAGGGAGACGAAGACGACGAAUCUAGGGACGAGUGCGAAUAUGAAGACGACGAACAAAACGACAAUGACUACGAUGACAAGAAUGCUGGCGCCCUAGAAAAUCCUCAGGAUGGUUUUGAACUUGACGCCAGAAGCACGCCAGUCCAACAGCUAUAA